Messenger RNA from Sphaerodactylus townsendi, 3355 nucleotides. It is a transcript of the gene ATP13A5, whose product is annotated as ATPase 13A5. Bases 1 to 3015 code for a protein of 1004 amino acids. Gene Ontology annotation, molecular function: P-type transmembrane transporter activity; polyamine transmembrane transporter activity; ATP binding. NCBI's taxonomy places the organism in Eukaryota, Metazoa, Chordata, Lepidosauria, Squamata, Sphaerodactylidae. Gene Ontology annotation, cellular component: late endosome membrane. The transcript is spliced from 24 exons. Gene Ontology annotation, biological process: polyamine transmembrane transport; intracellular calcium ion homeostasis. The record is from RefSeq and is a predicted model, not a curated record.
AUGACCUCUGCGACGAUACGGGGGCUGCUCCGCCUGCCCUCUUUGUCCUCCGCGAAGAAGAGAGAAGAAGCUGCCCCCUGCCUUUGGUUGGAGGGUCAAGUUGGAGGCCUCCCCCUCUGGCCUGGCCAGGGCAGUCAAUCCGUCAAGCUGCACAACCUGGUGGAAGAACACAACAACGUGCAAGUCAUAGCCUGGGUUAAACAUGAAGGUCGCCGUCAGGUGGAGUCUUCUUCCUUGGUGCCAGGAGACAUCGUCCUCUUGGAAGGCCAGAAGCACUGCCUGCCCUGCGAUGCGGUCCUGCUGGAUGGCAGCUGCAUUGUCAAUGAAGGGAUGCUGACAGGUGAAAGCGUCCCAGUGACCAAGACCGCCUUGCCCCACACGGAGAACACCCUUCCCUGGAAGACGCACAGUGUGGAGGACUACCGGCGGCACGUCCUCUUUUGUGGCACGGAAGUCAUCCAGACGAAGCAAAUGGGGAAAGGGCCUCCCAGAGCGGUGGUGUUGCAGACGGGCUUCAACACGGCCAAGGGAGACCUGGUGAGGUCCAUCCUGUACCCGAAGCCCCUGAACUUCAAAAUCUACAGAGACGCCUUCCGGUUCAUCCUGGGCCUGGCCGUGAUCGCCGUGCUGGGCCUGGUCUACGCCAUCUACGUUUACACCAAGCACAAGCAACCCGGAGCGGACACGGUGGCCAUGGCCCUCCUCCUGCUGACGAUCCCCGUGCCCCCAGCCCUGCCUGCCGCCCUGACCACGGGCAUCAUUUACGCCCAGCGGAGGCUGAAAAAGAAGAAGAUCUUCUGCAUCAGCCCUCAGAGGAUCAACAUCUGCGGGCAAAUCAAUCUCAUGUGCUUCGACAAGACUGGCACCCUGACGGAAGACGGCCUGGACCUCUGGGGCACCAUCCCUUGCCAAGAUGGCAGCUUCCUGAAAGCCCACCGCUUCUCCUCCGGCCAGCCUUUGCCCUGGGGACCCCUCUGCCGCGCCAUGGCCACCUGCCACUCCCUGCUGGUCCUGGAGGGGAAGACCCAGGGGGACCCGCUGGACCUGAAGAUGUUUGAGGGCACCGGCUGGGAAAUAGAAGAAGCCAGUCCAGAGCACAGCAAAACCGGCACGGCUGACGAGGGCACCGUUAUUAGACCAGGACCAGCUUCCUCCCAGGCGUCUGUGGACGGGAUCGUGAUCGUGCACCAGUUCCCUUUCUCCUCCUCUCUGCAGAGGAUGUCAGUCAUUGUGCGGGAGCUGGGGAAGGACUCCCUCGACCUCUGCAUGAAAGGAGCCCCAGAGAUGGUGGCCAGCUUCUGCACAGCGGAGACGGUUCCCAGGAACUUCGUGAAGGAGCUCAAAUUCUACACCUCACAAGGCUUCCGAGUCAUCGCGCUGGCACAGAAGGCGCUUGCCCUGGGCGGGGACACGGACCUGGAUGGCUUGGAAAGGGAAGAGGUGGAGUCUGGCCUGACCUUCCUGGGCCUUCUGGUCAUGGAGAACCGGCUGAAGGCGGAGACCGCACCUGUCCUGGAGGAGCUCACGGCUGCUCGCAUCCGGAGUGUGAUGGUCACAGGUGACAACCUCCAGACAGCCGUCACUGUCGCCAAGAACUCUGGGAUGAUUUCCAGGAGCAGCAGAGUGAUCCUCGUGGAAGGCAGCGAGCCAGAGGAGUCCAGCCCAGCCUCCAUUGCCUGGCAGCUGAUGGAGGACAGCCGUCGACACCCUGCAGAAGGGAAAGAUCUCUGCAUCUCCAUCGAGGACAAGGCUGAGCGUGGCAGGCCAGGCAUGGAGGAGUUCCAUUUUGCCUUGAAUGGGAAAUCUUAUCAGGUCCUCAUCAAAUACUUCAGCAGUUUGGUGCCAAAGGUACUUCUGAAUGGCGCCGUGUUUGCCAGGAUGUCUCCGGGGCAAAAAUCCAGUCUUGUGGAAGAAUUUCAGAAGCUGAAUUACUACGUGGGGAUGUGUGGAGAUGGAGCCAAUGACUGCGGGGCACUGAAAAUGGCCCACGCCGGGAUCUCCCUGUCUGAGCAGGAGGCCUCCGUGGCGUCGCCGUUCACCUCCCAGAUCCCCAACAUCCAGUGUGUGCCGGAAAUGAUCAGGACCCCCCCCCUUUCUCCCCACAGAGAAGGCCGAGCCGCCCUCGUCUCCUCCUUUGCAGUCUUUAAAUACCUGACCCUUUACGCCAUGAUUCAGUUUGUGGGGACGUCUCUGCUCUACUGGCAACUGCAGAUCCUGGGGAAUUACCAGUACCUCAUUCAAGACGUCUGCAUCACCCUCGUCGUCUGCCUCACGAUGAGCUUGACGCACGCCUACCCCAAGCUGGCCCCCUACCGCCCCUCCGGGCAGCUCCUGUCUCCGCCACUGCUGCUGUCGGUGGCCCUCAACGUUUGCUUCACCCUCAUCGUGCAGGUCUGUGGCUUCCUGCUCGUGAAGCAGCAGCCGUGGUACUCGAAGAUUCGCAGUCACAGAGGGUGCCCUUUAGCCAACCAGACCCUGUUCCCAGGCCUCGGCAACGGGACGGCCAACUCCACAGAGCCACACCACAAGGUGCUGAGCUACGAGGACGUCACGCUCUGGCCCCUGGUCACCGUCAACUGCCUCAUCGUGGCCUUCGUCUUUUCCAAGGGGAAGCCCUUCCGGAAACCCAUCUACACCAACUAUAUCUUCUGCACUCUGCUCAGCCUGCAGCUCGGGGUCGCCCUUUUCCUGUUCUUUGCUGACUUUGAGAGGAUCUACCAGGGGAUGGAACUUCUCUGCACGCCCAUGAUCUGGAGGGUUUACGUCCUGAUAAUGCUCCUGGUCUUGUUUUCUGUCUCGCUGUUCGUAGAGGACGGCAUCUUGCAGAACCGCUGGCUCUGGUUGCGGAUCAAGGCGCUGUGCCGAUUCCACUCCUCCAGCCAGUACCGGGUGCUGCAGAGGGAGUUGGCGCUGGAGCCCUCCUGGCCUCCCGUGGACGGAAGAUGCUUUGCGGAGCCCGACAAGGGAGAGGCCUACGUCAACCCCGCCUACCAAGAAGAGCCUGAGGAGAAGUAGCCGGCUGGCUGGCGAAGGAGGACUCGCUCACUGGUAUGACGGACAGGGUAGGAGUGGAGCUCUGGGUGCAAAGGAGGCCAGCGGAGGAUACGGACGGGGCCGGCUUCGGGACUUUGGGCACACAGAUGACUGUUGGUUUUAAUAGGAUAGGUUUUUUUAAAAAAAAUGUCAGGUUUAUUCCCCAUUUGAGCACUUUUUUCCAGCUCACUUUGAAACGACUUAAAAAUCAGUCGCGGUUUGUUACGCGGGCGGAGAGGCCAGCUGGACGGAAAGGAGGCCAACAAAUGCCCACUUUGUGGAAAUAAAGUCACUCCGGAUUUUUUUUUGUCCUUGAAGAAAA